ACCUGUGAUGUUGUUUCUUUUUUUUUUUCUUUUGGCUCCUACCUGCUAAAAAACUGCCACUGUGAUGGUAAAUUGCCCCUGUGAUGCUUGAUCAUAAACUUCCCCUGUGAUGUUUCUAUUUUUUCUUCAUUAUUCUUGUGGUUAUUUGCUCCUAUUGAUGGUAUUGUUUCUUGUUUGUAUUCAUAAAUUCCCCUGCUUCUUUUGAUUCAACAUUAGGUUGAAAUUUAAGAGUUUAAUUCAUUCCUUAUCAUGAUGUAAUAUAGGUAAUGGACACUGUCAAUGUUCAUGAUGUGGGUAUUGAUACACCCACAAUGAAAGUUACAAAUAGGUUUCAUUGGGAUCCUCAUACAUUCAAGAUAUUUAUUGAGGAAUGUAUGACCAAGCUAAAAAACGGGAAUAGACAGGGUGCUUAUUUCAAACAGCCUGCGUGCCAAAAUACAUGUAAGAGGCUUUUGGAACGAACAUGUAUAGAUUUGGAUAGAAAUCAAAUGAAAAACAAAUGGGACAUUAUGCGGAAAGAGCUCAAAUAUUAUGACCAUUUAACAAGACUAGAAACGGGAAUUUCAACUAAUCCCAUGAGAAAUAUAAUCUCAGCAUCAAAGGAAUGGUGGGAUGAGAAAAUAAAGGAAGAUAAAGAGUAUGCUAAGUUUAAGGAUAAGAAUUUGGAUGUAUAUCAGGCAUAUUACGAGGCUUUAUUUCGGGAUACCGUAGUUGUUGGAGACAAGGCUAAGGUACCUUGCGAAUUUUGCAACAAUAGCACUCCGGAUGAUGUACAGUUUGUGGAUAUUACAGAUGGAAGAGUGGAUACUGACGAAGUCCACUUAUUUGAAGAUGUUGAUCCUGUUCUCACAUAUGAUAGUUCUAGUAUGAAAUGGAGGGGAAAGAAGUUAACUCCCAUGCAUGACAACAAAAGAAAAUUUGAAGGGAAAAUGAAGGAAAAAGUUAUAUUCAUUGCCAAUGACUGUGAAAGUGACAAUUCAUAUGAUAGUGAUGAAAAUGAAGAGAUUCAAGCACUUCUUUUAUGUGGGAUUGCUGUCAAAGGGUUACUAUUGACUCAUAAAAAUAUAUUACAAGUCCCGGUUUUCAACAUGUUAUGUAGAGAUCUUGUUGCACGUUAUGGGUUAAUGAAAUCAUGUCGAGUAUCUAUUGAAGAGUCCCUUAGUAUUUUCUUGUUGUACUUAGCGCAUGGAUGUGGAAAUCGGUUGGUUCAAGAGUCCUUUAAUCAUUCUGGGGAAACAAUCCAUAUAAUUUUUCAUAAAGUCUUGGAUGUUGUGGUUAACCUAAGUAAGGACAUCAUCAAACCAGAUGCUAACUACAACAAAACUAUACUAGAACAUAUUUUAAAUAACCCUCGGUAUUAUCCAUUAUUCAAGGAUUGUAUUGGUGCCAUCGAUGGAACACACGUGGAGGCCUCUGUUCCGCAAUGUGACCAAAUCAAAUACAUUGGACGAAAGAAUUGUGUUACUUAA
Messenger RNA from Lactuca saligna, 1469 nucleotides. Lineage: Eukaryota; Viridiplantae; Streptophyta; Magnoliopsida; Asterales; Asteraceae. The record is from the annotation of a GenBank genome assembly.